Messenger RNA from Colletotrichum acutatum, 2970 nucleotides. RefSeq lists its product as uncharacterized. The coding region runs from base 1 to 2970 and encodes 989 amino acids. Gene Ontology annotation, biological process: regulation of transcription by RNA polymerase II. The transcript has 3 exons. Gene Ontology annotation, cellular component: chromatin. NCBI's taxonomy places the organism in Eukaryota, Fungi, Ascomycota, Sordariomycetes, Glomerellales, Glomerellaceae. Gene Ontology annotation, molecular function: DNA-binding transcription factor activity, RNA polymerase II-specific; RNA polymerase II cis-regulatory region sequence-specific DNA binding. The record is from RefSeq and is a predicted model, not a curated record.
AUGGACGCUUCCCAGUACCCUACCAACGGUAUAAACACGACCUCGGCCUCCUACCCGUCGCCCCCCGCCAUCACGCCUCAUCAACUUCAACACACCAACUCCCCGCUGCCUCACCAGACUCUGCCGCCUCUGCAGCCGCAGACCUCCGCCGCCAUGAACCAAAUGUACGGCAGCAACCCUCACACACCUCGCACUCCUGCGACGCCCAACACUCCGGGCUCCCAGAACAACAUGCCGCCGUACCAGCCUCAGCAGCAGCAGCAGCAGCAGCAGCCUCGCGGUCCGUACCAGCAGAUGGGCCAGUACCCUCCCCCGCCUCAGGCGUACGGCACUCCGUCCAUGCUGCCCCAGACCACGAUGGCUUCUUCUCACCCGCAGCCCAUCGCGCCUGCCCCCGCGUCUGGACGCGUUCCUCCUGUCCUGCGUCCCAUGCCCGCUGGCGGUGUCAUGCCCCAGCCCGGUAUGAACUCUCCCUACGGCCCUGGCGGUGUCAUGCCUGGUGGCAUGGGCGAGGCUGACCAGCCUACACACGUCGUUGGCUCUCAGGGUCGCCGUGGCAUUCUCCCCAGCGCUCCUGGCCGCCCUGCCGCUACUCCCGCUGGCGCCGGCAACACCAAGAGCACUGUGAUCCCGGUCAAGGAUGCCGAUGGCAAGUUCCCUUGUCCUCACUGCACCAAGACCUACUUGCACGCCAAGCACUUGAAGCGUCACCUUCUGCGCCACACGGGCGACCGCCCCUACAUGUGUGUGCUUUGUCGCGACACUUUCUCGCGAAGUGACAUUCUCAAGCGUCACUUCCAGAAGUGCUCUAUUCGCCGAGGUAACCCGACUGGUGCUAGUCACUUGUCUCACCCUCAGGCUCAUGUCAAGAAGAACGCUGCUGUGCAGAAGGCGGCUCUUGGUCAGGAUGGCGGUCUGAACCACCUCAAUGGUCUGGGUAACAUGCCUGCGGAUGGCAUGGUUCAGCCUUUUGGUAUGAUGCCUGUGUCGGACGGGAUGAGCAACCUUGCGAACGAUCAGAGUCAGUUGUCGCGCGCCAGCAGCCUGACUAGGCUUGAUAAUGGCAGUAACCAAGACAGACGGGAUUUGACAGGAUCUGUCAUGGAUGCUUCUGGCCGAGGUGGCAACUUCGAGCAGGCAUACAACGGCAAUGUCCCUAGCUCCAUGACGCCCAAUAUGAAUCAACAGAUGCAAAACUACAAUAUGCCCCCGGGUCAAAAUGGAAUGUCCAUGUAUGGCGGGUCGAACUCGAACCAACAAUCGGGCCUUGAUUGGUCUCAAAUGUUCCAGGCUGGUGCGCAACAAACCUACGCAAAUCAUACUCAAUUCCCCCCUAAUCUUGGACAGACGCAGAUCGCAACCAAACCAGAGCCUAAUACCGGCGUCGAAAGUACAGAAGGUCCCCUUGGCCACUCCAACCACCCCGAUUCCCUAUUUUUCUCGACCUGGGAUGUGCCGCCAUCGAUCCAAGACCCCUUUACCCAUCUCUCCAACCAGAUCCUCAACUUCUUUUACCCUCCAGGUUCCCCGAUUACCGAUGAAAGCGCCGGCUUCAACUUAUACUUCUCCGCCGAAAACAUACGCGACUUCUUGGAAAAGUACACUCAUUUCCAUGUCCAUUUUCCCAUUCUCCACACACCCACCUUCCGCAUUAUGGAAGCCUAUACUGGCUUGCUGGCUGAUCACGUGCGCGACAUGAUGAAUUUCCUUAGGUCCGCACUUGUUCGCGACGUGCAGUUCUUGGCCAACUCGGUGGGCCAACAGCAGAAUGGUAACGCUGACGCUGGUGCCUCAAGUAACGGUCACCGCGACCUUGAGCAACUCCAGGCCGUGAUGCUGCUCCAAAUUCUGCUGAUCUGGAAUAGUACACCACAGCAUCGUGAGAGCGCUCGUGAGAUUUUCCCAGCCAUGGCGGAGCAGACUCGUCGUCUUCGUCUGUUGGAGGUCUCCACUAGCAUGCCCCUCUUCAGUCCGCUGCACCAGAGCAACUUUACCCCUCAGAACUUCGAUGUCUCCACAUUCGAUUGGGGUGUGUGGGUUGAACAGGAAAAGCGGAUACGCCUGAUGCACAUCAUCCUUCUCUGCAACUCCGCCAUGGAACUUUAUUUCAACGCCCAGUCUCAACUAGACAGCUUCGAGAUGCACAUCCCGCUGCCAUCUGAUGAUGCAGCUUGGGACGCACGGACGAAGAAGGAUUGCGAGGAUGCUCUGGGCUUACAUGGAGAUGAGUUGGCACAGCAAAAGAAUCCAAACGGAACACGGCGCAGCAAGCAACCGGAAAUGGACUAUGCUCUCCAAGCUUUGCUUCACGGGUCCUACCAGAUUCAGCCAGGCAGAACGAACCUGUACGGAAAGUUCAUCUUGAUACACGCCAUUCUGUCCUUGAUCCGACGAGCUCAAUUGGACGGCAGUGCCGUGAUGAAGGGUUACGCAACUCCACCAAUGAGCGACUGGAUGGUGAAUGGUGGAUCAGACAACGGCAUCAACAGCGGCAGGGCAACACCUGUUGAUCCCGCUUUGCAGGGCAUUCCGGUACAUGUGCACGAAUCAUUCCGCAUGGCUUUGCAAAAGUUCAAGACCAACUGGGAUACCGACAUGGUCAACCAAUUCCCUCCUGGAUCAGCAAAGAACGUCCGUAGGUAUGGUUUCUCUAGGGACGGCAUCCAUUUCUACUGGCUUGCCAAGUACCUGUUGAAGCAUACCCGGUCAUCAGAGCUGCAGAUGGAGUCGGAUGCGCGUUUCAUGCAGGUGAUGCAACUAUUGAAGUCGGUGAAGGCGUGGGUAAUGUCGGACGGGGCGUCUAGGGGUGAGGAUAUGGGAUCGGUUGGAGAGAUCGACAAGGAUUUUGGAGUGUCGAAUCUGACACUCGACAUGGCGCGACUUUUCAAACCUCUUCCGGCGGUGGUGGAGGAUCCAGGCAUACCUUCUGUGCAAACGAACAUCGGCACAACGGGCGGCGGCAUGCUUUGA